AUGGAGCCUGGCUCUCCGCCGGACCUCCGUGACGUCGAGCAAAAGCUGGGGCGCAAAGUGCCCGAGAGCCUGGCGCGGCCCUUGCGCGGUGAAGAGCUCCCGGGGCGCCCCGCCGCCGCUGCCGCCGCGCCCGGCCGUGGCCCCACCGUGGCCCCCGGCUCCCGCCGCCGCCGCGCCGCCGCCCUGGCCCGGCUGGAGACGAAGCUUCACCUCUUGAAGCAGGAGAUGUUUAAUCUCCGAGCCACCGAUGUGAAGCUUAUGCGCCAGCUACUCAUCAUCAAUGAAAGUAUUGAAUCAAUCAAGUGGAUGAUUGAAGAGAAGGCCAUUGCCAGCAGAGGUAGCAGUUUGAGUGGCAGCCUGUGCAGUUUGCUGGAAAGUCAGGAGACGUCACUCCACGGCAGCUGUAACAGUUUGCAAGACUGUAGUGAUGGACUGGAUGGAAUAUCAGUAGGGAGUUAUUUGGACACUUUAGUGGAUGAUGUCCCCGGUCACCAAACCCCUUCAGAUAUGGACCAGUUUAGUGAUUCUUCUGUUAUGGAAGACUCACAGCCUGUGCACAAGCAUCCCAAAAUGGAUUCUGAUGAGUACUACUGUUUUGGCUAAUAAAAACAAGUUCCAGUUGGACAAGAAAUGCACUUGUACUUAUCCUUUUUCUUUGCUGCUAUUUUAUUUUGUGUGUAAAACCUCAGACUUCUGUUGGAAGGAAAGCGUAAUAUGAUACUUCGAUUCCACUUCAUAACUAUUCUGUUGCUUCUAAUACAUUUUCUCCU
Molecule: messenger RNA, 770 nt
Organism: Colius striatus (speckled mousebird)
Lineage: Eukaryota; Metazoa; Chordata; Aves; Coliiformes; Coliidae
Gene: LURAP1L
Product: leucine rich adaptor protein 1 like
Exons: 2
Coding region: 1-603 (200 amino acids)
Biological process (GO): positive regulation of canonical NF-kappaB signal transduction
Source: RefSeq, a predicted model, not a curated record